Plasmopara halstedii is the source of this 321-nucleotide messenger RNA. RefSeq lists its product as uncharacterized. The coding region runs from base 1 to 321 and encodes 106 amino acids. Lineage: Eukaryota; Oomycota; Peronosporomycetes; Peronosporales; Peronosporaceae. The transcript is spliced from 2 exons. The record is from RefSeq and is a predicted model, not a curated record.
AUGAACAAUUUAUUGGAUGUUCGGGGAAUAUCAGAGACAGAGACCGUAUGCGUGAUCAAAGUGCUGCUUAACGAGCAGCUUGGAAUACUUUUAGAGCGCAAAACACCUCUCCAAGUUUCAUUAAGCCUGUUAAGCCAAAUGCAGACUUAUCAAGAUUGUCACAAACGUCUCCACCCUUAUACGCUCCUAGAAUAUGCUUGCAAACUUCAUGAACCUAUCAAGCCUUUUGAGGCGAUCACGGUUCGACUCGAGGAAUCGAAUCAAUCGACAUUCUCUACGGUUAUUCCUUCGCCGCUACAAGCUGAAGACUCACCUUUUUGA